This is a messenger RNA of Zychaea mexicana, 915 nucleotides long. RefSeq lists its product as uncharacterized. The coding region runs from base 137 to 805 and encodes 222 amino acids. The record is from RefSeq and is a predicted model, not a curated record. Lineage: Eukaryota; Fungi; Mucoromycota; Mucoromycetes; Mucorales; Lichtheimiaceae. The transcript is spliced from 3 exons.
CGCUUCGGCGUGUUCGUCCCUGCAAGAGCACACUACCGCUUCGGCGCGUCAGUCCCUGCUAGAGCACACUACCGCUUCGGCGCGUCAGUCCCUGCCAGAACACACAGACGACACGCUCUCUGAUCGAGAUGUGCAGAUGGAGGAUCCAUCGUAUGACUUUGUGUCGUAUGAUGUUGGAGCCUUCAAUUUAAUGCCUUCUUCGGCUUUGUUGGCGGACGGUUCUGAUGUGCGGCAUGAAGGUGAUACUUCUGUCGAAAAUCCAUACUUUUUCGAGCAUACGACCGCUUCGGCGUGUUCGUCCCUGCAAUAUGAGCAUACGACCACUUUUGUGCGUUCGUCCCUGCCAUCACGACAAGAACGAUCGUGGCAUACCGCCUUGGGCGUGUCCCUGCCUGAUCAUGGUGAGGAAUAUCGCGCAGCCGAGGACUCUCCCGAGGACUCUCCUGCCGAUUUGCAGCCGAUGGAAGUUGAGGGUGAAUCCCCAACUCGGUCUGACCUCCAACGCUAUAUAGCGAUGACCGAUGAUGAGCUUUUAGCUCUCAUCAACCCCUCCCAAUCUGACAUCACCACCGACGCCGUAACCACCACCGCCACCCCAGAACCCGCCGCCUCUUCUCUCCCGCUCCUCACGUCAGAGGAUCUUGAUGCCAUCCGUGCUCAAGUUGCCGCCGAGGCCGAGGAAGAUGACAGUGGUUCCGUCUCUUCUCUCCCUUCUCUCCGUUCGGAAGAUCUUGCUGCUCUCCGUGCUCAGCUCGACGCUGAGGCAGAAGAUCUUGAUGAUUUGGUUCGACGAUUUGAUUGGUAAUUGACCAGUAGGUGUUGUCCUGCGCGCUGCUGUGUGCAGCUUGGUGCGAUGUGGGUGUGGCAGGUUCUUUUUUUUUUUUUUCGUUUCGGUGCUUCGUGGUUCUGUCGGUG